Molecule: messenger RNA, 174 nt
Organism: Paramecium primaurelia
Lineage: Eukaryota; Ciliophora; Oligohymenophorea; Peniculida; Parameciidae
Source: the annotation of a GenBank genome assembly
AUGGAUAUAUAUUGGAUUUCAACAAAACCAGAAUUUAAAUAUAACCAGCAAGGUGUAAUAAAAACAGGAAUUCAAACAGUGAGAGAUUAAGGACAAAAACUUAUUGAAGAAUUAGAUCUUAUUCAUUUGCACAGUUAUCAAUAUAGCUUUUAAACUCUAUUUGCACUUGUUUGA